AUGGCCGGAACGCUGGUGCCGCCGUGGUACGAGGCGUCCACGCCGACCAACGAGGAGCAGAACAUCGCCAGCAUGUUCUGGGGCUUCACGCUCGGCGUCGGGCUCUGGAGCGGCGUCAAGGGAUACCGGCAGAGCAAGGCCAACUGGAAGAGGACCCACCGGAUCAACACAUACGUAUGGCUCAUCUGGGCGGAGUGGAUGGCCAGCAUCGUCAUCGGCAUCGUUUCGUGGUGCUAUCUGACGGCUCUCAUCGGGCCAAGCUUCGAGUAUUUCUUCUUACUGCAGCCCGACAGCCCUGUUCCACGGCGACUGACUCGGAAGAAACAGGUCCAAUGCCUGAUGCAAAUCAUAAUCAACCGAAUCGCGAUCCUGAUGCCGAUCCCCGCCCACGCGACGCGGCUGAAAUGGGGCGUCUUCGCCGUCCUCCUCGCCGUCAAUAUCAGCGUCUUCUGCAUCUGGAUACCCGCGCGGCUCCAGAUCAGCAAGACCUACAUCCACAUCAACGAGAUCUGGGACCGCAUCGAGAAGGGGAUAUUCCUCAUCGUCGACGCCGGCCUCAACCUGACCUUCAUCUACCUCGUCAAGUCGCGGCUGAUCGCCAGCGGCCUGACAAAGUACACGGCGCUCUUCCGAUUCAACCUGGCCAUGAUAGCGAUCUCCAUGUCGCUCGAUAUAAUUCUGAUAGGACUCAUGUCCCUUCCAAACACAUUAAUUUACGCACAAUUUCACCCUCUCGCCUACCUUCUGAAGCUGCAUAUCGAGAUGGGCAUGGCGGAGCUCAUCGCCAAGGUCGUCAAGGCCUCGCAUCCGAUGAGCCCGCACCUGGAAUCGCGGAGGGACAGCAACGAGAUUGCCCCCGACGCGAACCAACCCCAAAAGUCGGUAUCCAAGUCGACAGGGUCGCGGAGGUUCUCGUCGUCCUACCUGGGCGGGCGGUGCGUGCUGGGCUCUACUACGGCGGACGCCGACGGGGGCGUCAUAGAGCCUCAACGGUCCUUCGGCGGGAGGCCGGAACCCCGCGAGCUCGAGCCCGAGUCUCAUGCGAAUGCGGUUCCCGGGCCGGCGGGGCAGGCGGAAGAGGCCCUCGGCCGUCCGCGUUCGCUCUCCCGCCGCGCCACGGAGCCUGGCAACCUCGAGAGUCUGGAGAUGGCGCCGCAGCCGAGAUCGGGCCGGCAGGACUCGAGCAGCACAGUGAAGGAUAAUGAUCAGGAAGUGACGUGGUACGUUUAA
Messenger RNA from Colletotrichum higginsianum IMI 349063, 1230 nucleotides. RefSeq lists its product as uncharacterized. The coding region runs from base 1 to 1230 and encodes 409 amino acids. The transcript has 5 exons. Lineage: Eukaryota; Fungi; Ascomycota; Sordariomycetes; Glomerellales; Glomerellaceae. The record is from RefSeq and is a predicted model, not a curated record.